Messenger RNA from Caenorhabditis angaria, 357 nucleotides. The record is from the annotation of a GenBank genome assembly. NCBI's taxonomy places the organism in Eukaryota, Metazoa, Nematoda, Chromadorea, Rhabditida, Rhabditidae.
AUGCUCGAGCAACUUGAGACUAACUCUAAAAAAUUCAAAGAUGCUCUCUCCUUUCAACUGAAAGAACUCGAUGCGCAAUUAUCAGAAGCAGUUGAAACAACCAUGCAAAUUGAGCGUAAGUCGACUGUUUUUGUCAAUAUAUUCGUCUAUAUUGUUUUUUAUAGUAGCAUCAAAUGCUCUGUCGAAAGUUCUGGCAAAAAACGAGAAUGCCAGGAAAUUGUGGGAUGGUAAGUUUAAUUUGUCAAAAUUAUUAAUAAACGCAUUUUUCAUUUUUAAGACUUGGCAACUUGUAUUAAAACGGGACUUGAACCGACUGAAGUUUCGUUUAGACCACCAGUGAGACAAACUCGUUUUUAA